GUUCACUCGUUGAUCAUGUACGCAUCGAUUGCAUUGACGACUUUGAUCAUCGCCCAAGCUGCAUCCAAGUUGGCGCCGGCUGAUCCCUUUGCCCACUAUGGAACCUCACUGUAUCGCACCAUCGAUCCCAGCAUAGAUGAGUUAAUAAGAAACUUAAACCGCUCAAGUGGCAUUCAACCCUGGGAGCUGGGAAAUUUGGUGGAAAGCGACAUGCGACUGCCGCUGCCCAAGCUACGAAACGGUCUGAAGGGAAACAUGUCGAAUUUUUUCCGUUGGCCGAAUGCUACCCUAAUCUACAAAUUUGACGGCCAUUUUAAUAAAAGUGAGCGCUCUUUCAUCCUCGGAGCGAUGAAGGAAUUCGAAAAGUACACUUGCGUGCGAUUUAAGGAGCGUACCAAUGAGAAAUCGUACGCCUCCAUCGACAACAGCGCUUACGGUUGUUGGGCCGACGUUGGUCGGGGAGUCGGCAAAACGUUGGUAAACCUUCAGCAGGGCUGUGCGGAUGCCCUUACAACUCCAAUACACGAGCUGAUGCAUGCACUUGGUUUCUUUCACGAGCACAACCGGCUGGAUCGGGACGAGUUCAUUGAAGUGAUCUACGAUAACAUGAUUCCCGAUCCCUCCAUCUACUAUAACUUCCAGCUGCCUGAGGACGAUGAGGUAACCAACUUUAGCAUCCCGUACGACAUCGGAAGCAUCAUGCACUACUCGCAGUACGCAUUCUCGGUCAAACCGAGCAAACUGGAGACGAUGAAAGCGAAGGUUCCCUGGGAAGGUCUCUUUGGUCAGGGAGACACUCUAACGAAGUACGAUGCACUACUGAUAAACAUAAUGUACUGCGGAGCUCCUAAACCAACGGAGGCACUACCUGUCCCACAACGGUGGAUUCCGGCGGAACCUUUGCUACGUGCGGAAACGACGACCGCAAAACCGAUUCGUUCAACUACCACGCGGGUGCUGAACAGAAAAACAACCCCCGCCAAGAUGACGGGCAGUGAGAUGGAGAAAAUGAAGAAAGUCUUAAUCAAUAAACUGCUGGCGAAGAAUCGUCAAUGAAACAUUUGCAAAUAGUAAUA
Wyeomyia smithii (pitcher-plant mosquito) is the source of this 1076-nucleotide messenger RNA. Its product is annotated as hatching enzyme 1.2-like. Gene Ontology annotation, biological process: proteolysis. The record is from RefSeq and is a predicted model, not a curated record. Bases 16 to 1056 code for a protein of 346 amino acids. NCBI's taxonomy places the organism in Eukaryota, Metazoa, Arthropoda, Insecta, Diptera, Culicidae. The transcript is spliced from 3 exons. Gene Ontology annotation, molecular function: metalloendopeptidase activity; zinc ion binding.